Messenger RNA from Neoarthrinium moseri, 1935 nucleotides. RefSeq lists its product as uncharacterized. The transcript has 3 exons. Bases 1 to 1935 code for a protein of 644 amino acids. NCBI's taxonomy places the organism in Eukaryota, Fungi, Ascomycota, Sordariomycetes, Amphisphaeriales, Apiosporaceae. The record is from RefSeq and is a predicted model, not a curated record.
AUGGCAAGCGAAAACACCCACCGCGGUCAACCUGCGCAGACCGGUGCUCCCCAGGCUGCAUCGAUAGACACCAUCGAGCAGCUGCUCAAGGCAAAGGAUGACACCUCACGGUUUGUCGGCUUGGCUCUGGUCAAAUCCACUCUUGACACUUCUGAGAGUCUGCGCAAUGACGAAAAAGUUAUUACAUCCCUAUGGAACUCCAUUCCGUCCAAGUUCCUCGAUCGUUUACUGAAGACGGGAUCGAAGCCUGGCGCGAGACAAAAUGAUGCCAAGGAGAUGCUUGACCUCGCCGUCGCCGUCAUAUAUAAUUUCAGCAUCUUGUUGCCUAGUGAAACCAAGUCGGACCAAAAGCUGGUCGGACGGGUUCCCUUGCUAGUCGAUGCCAUUCUACAAAGCUCAGAGGAAACGAGUGACAUUAUUCUCAAAGCACUCUUGACGAUUGUCAGUGCCUCUCCCGAGGGACGCACUGCGUUUGCGGCAAUUGAAGACUGGUCCCCUCUUAUAGAAAUCGCACCCAAGAGCCCCAUGGUAUUAUCUAUCCUCGCCUGGUCUUGGGUAUACGGGCAAUACGAGGACAAAAAGACCAUGAGUCUGAGGGUUAACAAGGCCAUCGAGUCUCUGGUGGCUUCUUACAAAGGAACCGAUGCUGUUACCUUGCUCGACUUUCUUGCCAAACUCCUAGGCCGACUUAACCCUGAGGUCAUCCCCCCGAAUCCCCGGUGGUUGGGGGAUGUGAUCAAGUUUGUUCGCGGUCUGACGGCUUCCAAACCGACCGCCGUCAGUCGCGAGGCAUACACCAACUGCGUAGCCAAUCUUCUUGUGGCAUAUCAAGAACCAGCUUCUAAACUGAUAUUCACGGAUAGCCUGAAAGCUUCCAGUCAGUCUCAUCUCCUGAUCAACCUCAUACUAAUCGAUAUCCGCGCAAGUCUGCCUACGUUACUCGAAAAACUCAACACCCCUGAGUAUCCUGCCCUUUCAGAACGUUUGACCUCGGCCCUUAUAAUCCUGUCUUUCUUCGUAAACUAUCUCUUGGAGACAUUUGCGGAGGUCACUGAAGAAACCUCUGCACCAUCACCAUUUCCCCAGGAUGAAGCCAUGACGCUCCUAAAAGUCCGAGACUCGGUCGUUGAGACGCUAUCACUCCUAAUGGAAUACCUUAGAGAUCGAUGGGAUGCUGCAAUUGCCGGCGCACAGGGGUUGCAUCCUGACGCGCGUUAUGGGGAGUCGCAUACAGUGUCUGGGUCCCUAAAGACUCUGGCUUGGGACUCGAAACAUGAGUCCGCGUCUGAGGACCGGCUCCUACUUGCUGCAUUGCGUGUCCUAGGUGAUUGGUUGAGAGAGGAUGAUUCGCCGGGUUUGAGGAGGGAGGCGACCGGUAUGAUGGAUCUACUCAUGGACCUCUACCAACCUAGCUCGGCAGCAAGAGUUGGCAUCACUACUCGCCCACUCGUCCUUGGCAUCUUGGACGGGAUCCUCAAAAUCGACGAAGGCAUCGAAGCACUUCUGGAACACGACGGCUGGGAUGUACUAAAACGAGAUCUCUUGAAAAUCCUCAGCGACUCUCGACAAGACGAUGCGCUCGAGCACAGUCUUGGUCAGCAUAUAGCUGUAAUUCUAUCCGAGUUGGCCGACACGCGUACUACAACACCGGAGGACUGGCUUGAUAUAGUAACAGCUGUCGCAGCAUAUGACGUCCCCAGCGCUAGCCAACCGUCGCUGCCAUUGCAGCACCUGUGGGCUGAUGUGCUACAACUGUCUGCAACCCUCCUCAGCCGUGCGCCGCCCGGAGUCAAGAGAAGAUAUGUGCAUUCAGCAAGCGCAUUGACGGGUAUUGCCGCAGCAAUGUUGAAAAAGAAGCUAGAGGAUGGGGUCAGGCACGAUGUUGCUGAUGCGGCUGCUAUACUGGACAGUGACCCUGUGCUGGGAGGCAGAUGA